GCUGUUUCUGCCUGGAGAGACCCACGGCCACCUGCCCAGUGCCAGCUCAGCUUUCAAGCUUGAUCCUCUCUUAUGCUUCUCAAGUCAUUGGUGCCUCUAUGUCUGGACAAGCUAGCUCCCAAGCCUCUGGGUUGUGACAUGUGCUCACAGGAAGACUUCCAGGCACAGAGGAGCCAGCUGGUGGCACUGUUGGUCUCGGGGUCCUUGGAGGGCUUUGAGAGCAUCUUGGACUGGCUGCUAUCCUGGGAUGUGCUGUCCUGGGAGGACUAUGAGGGCCUUAGCCUCCCUGGCCAACCUCUCUCCCAUUCUGCCAGGCGCCUACUGGACACAGUCUGGAACAAGGGUGAUUGGGGCUGUCAGAAGCUCCUUGAAGCUGUCCAGGAGGCCCAGGCCAACAGUCAUACUCUGGAACUGCAUGGCUGCUGGGACACUCACUCCAUUCAACCAACCAGAGACCUGCAGAGUCACCGGCCAGCCAUUGUCCGGGGACUCUACAACCAUGUAGAAGCCAUGCUGGAGCUGGCAAGAGAGCAAGGAUUCCUGAGCCAGUAUGAAUGUGAUGAGAUCAGGCUGCCAAUCUUCACAUCAUCCCAGAGGGCAAGAAGGCUGCUUGACCUUGCCACAGUGAAGGCAAAUGGACUGGCUGCCUUCCUUCUACAGCACAUCAAAGAACUGCCUUCACCAUCCCUGCCUUAUGAAGCUGCUGAGUGUCAGAGGUUCGCAUCGAAGCUGAGGACCAUGGUGUCAGCCCAGUCUCGCUUCCUCAGUACUUAUGAUGGGUCAGAGAAUCUUUGCCUGGAGGAUAUAUACACGGAGAACAUCUUGGAGCUGCGGACAGAAGUGGGCAUGGCUGGGGCCCUGCAGAAGAGCCCUGCCAUCCUGGGCCUGGAGGAACUCUUUGGUACACAUGGCCAUCUGAACAAAGAUGCAGACACUGUACUGGUGGUGGGGGAAGCAGGCAGUGGCAAGAGCACUCUCCUGCAGCGGUUGCUCUUGUUGUGGGCAACAGGGCAGAACUUUCAGGAGUUUCUCUUCGUUUUCCCGUUCAGCUGCCGGCAGCUGCAAUGCAUGGCCAAACCCCUGUCUCUAAAGACGCUGCUCUUUGAGCAUUGUUGUUGGCCUGAUGUUGGUCAGCAUGAUGUCUUCCAGUUCCUCCUUGACCAUCCCGACCGUGUCCUGUUAACCUUUGAUGGUUUGGAUGAGUUCAAGUUCCGGUUCACAGACCGGGAGCGUCACUGCUCUCCAACUGACCCCACGUCAGUCCAGACUCUGCUUUUUAACCUUCUUCAGGGGAACCUGUUGAAGAAUGCUCACAAGGUGCUGACCAGUCGUCCAGAUGCUGUGUCAGCUCUUCUCAGGAAGUUCGUCCGGAUAGAGUGCCACCUCAAGGGCUUCUCAGAAGAAGGCAUUGAACAGUACCUGAGAAAGCAUCACCGGGAACCUGGAGUGGCAGACCGCCUCAUCCACCUGCUCCAAGCCACAUCGGCCCUGCAUGGUUUGUGCCACCUCCCUGUCUUCUCAUGGAUGGUGUCCAGAUGCCACCAGGAACUGUUGUUGCAGAAUGGGGGGUUCCCAACGACCAGCACGGACAUGUACCUCCUGAUCCUACAGCAUUUCCUUCUGCAUGCCUCCCCUCCAGAUUCCUACCCCCUCAGCCUGGGACCUGGUCUCCUUCAAAGCCGGCUCUCCACCCUCCUGCACCUUGGCCACCUGGCUCUCCAGGGACUGGCCCUGAGCUGCUACGUGUUCUCAGCCCAGCAGCUCCAGGAGGCACAAGUUGACGCUGAUGAUAUUUCUCUUGGUUUCCUGGUACGUGCCCAAAAUGUGGUGCCUGGGAGCAAGACACCCCUGGAAUUUCUGCACAUUACCUUCCAGUGCUUUUUUGCUGCAUUCUACUUGGCAGUCAGUGCGGACACAUCAGCAGCCUCCCUCAGGCACCUCUUCAGCUGUGGCCGGCUGGGCAGCUCACUGGUGGUUAGGCUGCUGCCCACUCUAUGUAUCCAGGGCUCCAGAGUCAGGAAGGGCAGCAAAGCGGCUCUAUUACAGAAGGCUGAGCCUCACAACCUACAGAUCACAGCAGCCUUCCUAGCGGGUCUGUUGUCCAAGGAGCAUUGGGACCUCUUGGCUGCGUGCCAGAUCUCUAAGAAGGUGCUGCUCCAGCGCCAGGCAUGUGCCCGCUCAUGUCUGGCCCAAAGCCUUCGUGAACACUUCCACAGCAUCCCACCUGCCGUGCCUGGUGAGGCCAAGAGCAUGCAUGCCAUGCCUGGCUUCAUUUGGCUUAUCCGGAGCUUGUAUGAGAUGCAGGAGGAGCAAUUGGCACAGGAGGCUGUGCGUCGAUUGGACAUUGGGCACCUGAAGUUGACAUUUUGCAGAGUGGGCCCUGCAGAGUGUGCUGCCCUGGCCUUUGUGCUACGUCACCUCCAGCGGCCUGUGGCCCUGCAGCUGGACCACAACUCUGUUGGAGACGUUGGAGUGGAACAGCUGCUGCCUUGCCUUGGUGUCUGCACAGCUCUGUAUUUGCGAGAUAACAAUAUCUCAGAUCGAGGUGUCUGCACACUGAUUGAGUAUGCUCUCCACUGUGAGCAGCUGCAGAAGCUAGCUCUCUUCAACAACAAGCUCACAGACGGCUGUGCCUACUCCAUGGCCAAGCUCCUUGCACACAGGCAGAACUUCUUGUCACUGAGGGUGGGGAACAAUCACAUUACAGCUGCUGGAGCCCAGGUGCUGGCCCAGGGGCUCAAGAGCAACACCUCCUUGCAGUUCCUGGGGUUCUGGGGCAACAGUGUGGGUGAUAAGGGCACCCAAGCCCUGGCUGAAGCUUUGGCUGGUCACCAGAGCAUCAAAUGGCUCAGCCUGGUGGGGAACAACAUUGGUAGUGAGGGUGCCCAGGCCCUCGCAAUGAUGCUGGAGAAGAACAAGUCACUGGAGGAACUCUGCUGCCAACAACUGCAGCAGUAGUACCACGAGUGCUGAGUACUAGUGCUUGUGAAGUUUGGAACUUCAAAAUGAGUUUGAGUUCUUCAGAAGGCGAAUGGAGUUUGGGAUCAUUGAGAGAAGAGCCACAAAGUGUGCUUAUGCCACUGACACCUGAAGCAAACAGACCUCAAGUUAUCUAUCCUGUAGAUACUUCCAGAGUCUUCAACUCCAGGGAUGCCUUUGCAGUCCCAGAUACAGCAGCAAGAGAAAAUGCCAAGUGAUUUCUCCAGGAAACAGCAAAGCAUGGACACUCAAAGGAUUGCCACAAACAUACUGUGGUGGUGUUGUGUGACAAAACUUUUUCUGGGGAGAUGCAACACACGUCUGUUCACCCCAGAUAGGGGAGCCCAUGACAGACCAAACCAUGGGUACCACCAAAGUCCAACUUGAUGAACCAUGAAUAUUAUUGGGGUGACUUACAGGAAUAUGAAUGAGGGGUUACUUACAGGAGCAGAAAUGACUCAAAGACCCACCCAGGAAUGGAUGACAGCUCACAAAGCUGGGAGCCUUGAGCACACUGCACAGCCUGCAAGCAGCCCAAUAGGUUGAAGAGUGUGUCCUUCUCGAUGCCAACUCUUAGAGUUGGUCUCAGCUCUUCCAGCAAGCUGGUCUGUCUCAGAGUCCUUUGUAACUCAGCUUUGCUACUCUGAGAGGGACUUUCAGCUUUUGUUGUUUACUCUGAAGAGAGAGAGAAAGAGAGAUGGGGGGCUAGUGAAUUUUGUCAGUUUCAGGAACUUCCUGAAGCUGUUUUGAGUUGCUUAUCUUUCUGUUUAAGGAGCUUCCCUGUAGGAUGGAAUGUUUUAAUCUUGGAAGAAACUGUUGCACAACACUACACUUCUUUGGGCUCUUCCAUUUUUUUGCCCCCUCUUUUGCAAUGGUCUUUGAGAUGUCCACCCAUGGCUAAGAAUCAGGCCACCACACCAUAGUAACAGUUACUUGUCUCAGGGACUUCACCAGUGGUUAUGAGUUGUGGCUGAUGACUACAGUGAUCUAUGAGUAGAAAAUACACAUGUUUAGAAGACAGUUGGACAGACACAACACAUCCAUCUAGAAAAACCAUAGACACUGUUUUCCCACUGGGACCCAUGACCUCCUCAGCCAAACUGGUUUGUAGUACCAGAUGUGAACUCCCUUUUGUGGGCCUGAAAUCCAACUGGAAGGCUGUUGGUCUUACCCAAGAUAGCUGAGCUGCAAUUGCACAAGCAGGCACACCCUGCCUAGCAUGUUGGCCUUUCAUCAUGCAGGAUCCAUACAUAGCCAAGCAGGAAUGUUGUGACAGUUUUUCCACCAGCAGUCUAUAAUGCCCCCUUUGGCAGUAUGAAAGCCAGCCAGCAGGGUGAAGGUUUUCAGUUUAGUCCCAGCUUAAUUUCUCCUUGUCCUAAUCAAGGAUGGACACAAGUGUUUUCAGCAGUGGGGUCCUACUGUCCAUUUCUGGCUUACAACAACAGCAGUCACAAUAUUUUUAUUUGAGGGUCUUCAGGUGCUUUCCUGGCCAGCAACUCACAGGGAUGGAGCCCACCUUUGGCACUGAGGUUUUUAUUCAAUAACAUUGUAGCAUCUGGGAGUCUGUCUGCCUGCCUGCUUGCUCACCCUCCUUCCCUCCCUCUCCCCAUCUCUCUCUUCUCUCUCUCUCCUCUCUCUCUCUUACUUUCUUCCCUCAUUUAAGGUAUUUUUUAAUUUAAAUGCUUUAGAUGUUGGUUUAAUUACUGGCUGAUGCUCAGUGGCUUUAAAAGAUACUGGUCCUAUAGCAUUGGUUUGUAGACUCUACAUUUCACUGUUGUAAGUAUGUAUGUCACCUUUGUGGAGUUAGAUUUUGUGCCACACCAGAAAGUAGCUUGUCCAGGAGGCCUUCAAUCCAGCCUUUUAUUGGGGACACUAUUUUUACAGUCACUGGAGUGGAAUCAGUUAAGGAUGCCACCUGUUGUAAUGUUUUAUAUACCUCUAUUAUGGAUGUCACCUGUUAUAAUGUUUUAUCUACCUCUUGCAGUUGCUGUUUAAAUGUUGUGUACAUAGCUUUUGUUUCUUUUUAUGACUGACACCAAAACUCUAUGGAACCAUUUGUUCAGGUUGUUUUUGCCAUAGCCAUCAGCUAUAGCCUUUUGAACUCUUGGCGAUUUCUAACAGGAAGGAACACUGGAGUAGUGGGGCACACACCUGUUUAGCCUGUCCUACAUGGAUCUUAGCAUGCUCAAAAGCCCCUUGAGCCUCUGUCCCAAACACAUAUAACACUCUUUAUCAAGUUAUACAGAAGGCAGACAGACAGCUUAGGCAAGAUGGGGCAUGAAAAUCUGCCAAAAUCACCAGGCAUGGUGGCACAUGACUUUAAUCCCAGCACUCGAGAGGCAGAGGCAGGUGGAUCUCUUUGAAGCUAUCCUGGGCUACAUAAGAAGUUCUGGAAAAACUAGGGAUAAACAGAGAAACCUUGUCUCAAAACAAAAAGAAAGGAAGGAAGGGAGGAAAGAAAGAAAAGAAAAAAAGAAAACCUACCAAUGACCCAAGGGUCCACAGGAUGCUUGUAGCUUCUGUACAUAGACAGGUACUAGAUGUUGUAGGAUUUUGUCAAUAAUGUUUCCAGGUAUAAUAUGCAUCUUACCAGACCAUAAUACCAGAAGAAUUUUAUAGCUGUGUCAGGCCCUUGCACCUUGUGUAGACUGAGCUCUCAUCCUUGUUCCUUUAGAUGCUCGUGUACAUUUCUCUAAUGGCUUUUCAAAUAUGUAAAACACUCAGGGAUUAACAUUAUGUUAUCUAUAUAGCAAAACUCUUCCCAGAGGAUGAGUGGGCAAGGCGACAUCCUGAGCCACUAUCCCAUAACAAAUACCGAGGUUACAAAGAUACCCUGUUGAAGCACACAGAAAGUCUGUUGUCAUCUGUUCUCCGAAAGUGUCAGGUGAUCCCAGAGGUUCACAGCUAAGAAGACACUAAAAUUGAAUAUAAGCAAGGGUUAAUACAGCAUGGACAGGUUCCAUCUGUUUGAAUCAAUUGCUUCAUCCACAGAUCAAGGUAGGGUGCAAAGCAUGGAUAGGAGGCUCUAACCCAAUUAGUUCCCUGUAACCCUCAGUAAUUCUCUCUGAGUCAUUAUGUUUUCACACCCUGGAGUUCUUUCAUGGAGCCUCCCCAUGUUUCUCUGCACCUGAUGAACUAAGUGGGCCUGACUUAGUCUUCUAAGAACAGGUAGGGUCAAAGGUGAGAGUAGUCCUGUUUGCCUCUGCUGCACCUGCUGGCUCCCUGGGUCAGAGUGGCCCUGGUUGGCACUGUGGAUGUAGCUGUAGCUGUUGCCUCUCCAUUCAUCGCAGCCUGGCUGGGCAAACCAUUUCCACCCUUAGCAUAACCUUUUUGCUGAAGGGAAAUGUACUCUCCUUGCUCUGGGAGGAUAAUUACCCACCUUGGGGCAGGCUUGAUCAUCUUGACCUGUAUCGUUUUUCUCACAAAUAUCGUCUGUGAACUGCUCUUUGGGUUCCAAAGCCUCCCAGAAUAAUUUUGUCCCAUUAGUGUUUGAGUAACCCAGACAGUCUUCUCUCUCUCUCUCUCUCUCUCUCUCGCU
Messenger RNA from Cricetulus griseus (Chinese hamster), 6517 nucleotides. NCBI's taxonomy places the organism in Eukaryota, Metazoa, Chordata, Mammalia, Rodentia, Cricetidae. The record is from RefSeq and is a predicted model, not a curated record.